GGGUGUCGCCCUUUGUGUGGCGCUGGGGACAUCGCCGGCGGGCACGGGGGUCUGGCUGUGUGAUGGGGGCUCGGAUGUGCGAUGGGAGUCUGGGUGUGUGACGGCUCCUGCUCGUGCUGUAGCAGACGGGUGUUCUGUGUCGGUGUGUGUGAGCUUGCAGCCCUUGUGCUGCUGGUGAGGCCAUGCUGGUACACGUUUGGAACAGGCUAAUCUGUCUACUCAACACUAGCAGAGGGAAUGUAAGAGACUAGAACCAUCUCUAACUGUGCUCCAAAGUCCCUCUCCACCAAAGCUCCCGCAAAAAAUGGGGCUCGAGAGAGACGGCUCCUGCCUCUCGUCCCUGUUGUUACACAAGGAUGACAGAGUAAAGGUGUCCAGAAGUGGCCCUCGAAGUCUUGGAUUCUCUUUUACUUGAGACUUGUUUUGUGAUGGAGACGGCGUUGAAGUCUCCCUGUGACGAACAGCACCCUCAGCAGGCUGAAGACUUGCACGGGAACCUUGAGCAGAGCAGCAAACUUUCAGCAGGAGUAAAAAAAGAUAUUGAAAAACUUUAUGAAGCAGUGCCACAGCUUGUAAAUGUGUUCAAAAUAAAGGAAAAAAUUGGAGAAGGUACUUUUAGUUCUGUUUACUUGGCCACAGCACAGCUACAAACAGGUUAUGAGGAAAAAAUGGCUCUGAAGCACUUGAUUCCAACUAGCCACCCUCUGCGAAUAGCUGCUGAACUUCAGUGCCUCACAGUGGCAGGGGGACAAGAUAAUGUUAUGGGAGUUAAAUACUGCUUCAGGAAAAAUGAUCAUGUUGUAAUUGUUAUGCCAUAUCUGGAGCAUGAAUCCUUCUUGGACAUUUUGAAUUCCCUUUCCUUUGAAGAAGUGAGGGAGUACAUGUUUAAUCUGUUUAAAGCACUGAGGCGCAUUCAUCACUUUGGUAUUGUUCACCGUGACGUCAAGCCCAGCAACUUCCUCUACAACAGGCAGCUAAAAAAGUAUGCCUUGGUAGAUUUUGGCUUGGCACAAGGAACCCCUGAUACAAAAAUUGAGCUGCUUAAAACUGCCCACUCUGAAGAACAGCAGGGAAGUUGCUUGCAAACUAAUCCCAUUGUAGCCUUAGGAAAUGGGGUUUCUGUCAGUGUCACAGCACCUAAAGAGAUAGCUCAACAGUCAGCCUCAAAAGCAGCUGACAGAAGGUCCAGCUCACUUUCAAAAGUCCAGAUGAAACAAGGAAGAGGAGGAAAGGAGGACUCUGUGCACCAUUCUGUCCAACGCUCUGUCUUUGGAGAGAGAAAUUUCAAUGUCUAUAGCUCCACGUACCAGGAGACCUCAAGCACAAAACUCAUAAAACCAUCAAAGAUGAUAGAUGUUUCAUCUAGGAAGUUAGUAACAAAGAAGAAGAUUAUUUCUACCAAAACUGUGAGCAAUGGGGCAGCCAGGAAAGCUGCCAGUGGUUGCCCUUUAAACCUGCUCUGUGACUGUUAUGCAACGGAUAGAGUUUGCAGUGUUUGCCUUUCAAGGCGUCAACAAGUGGCUCCCAGAGCAGGAACACCUGGAUUCAGAGCACCAGAAGUAUUAACAAAGUGCCCUACUCAGACCACAGCAAUAGACAUGUGGUCUGCAGGAAUCAUAUUCCUUUCUCUACUCAGUGGACGGUAUCCAUUUUUCAAAGCAAGUGAUGAUUUAACUGCUUUGGCACAAAUCAUGACAGUUCGUGGAUCCAGAGAAACCAUUCAGGCUGCUAGAACUUUUGGAAAAUCAGUCGUGUGUACCCAAGUUGUCCCAACUCAAAACCUACGAACCCUCUGUGAAAAGCUGAGAGGAACAAAUAGCAGCUGUAAGAGAUCUCAGGGGGAAGGGACCAGCAGGUCAGAAAACAACACAGCUUUGCCAGUUGCAGCAGACAAACACUUACAGAAUUUUCAGGAAGGUGAUAGUGCUUUGGAAAUGAAGGCAACUGACAUGAAAGGAUGGGAUCAGGUUCCUGAUGAAGCAUAUGACCUACUUGAUAAGCUACUAGACUUAAACCCUGCAACAAGAAUAACUGCAAAGGAGGCUUUGCUGCAUCCUUUUUUUAAAGACAUAAGGCUCUGAGAAGACAACUUACUCUGUUAUUUCUUUCAUAUGUUUUGUGUGGAAAUGAAAUACUGAGGCAGUUUUACCUUGUUGCACUCAACACUUACAUUCAUUGAAAUAACAUCACACUGUGCUUUUAACUACUGAAAUUUUGUCUUGUACAGUUAGACUGCAAAUGUCAGUUUAAGAAAUACUUGCAGAUGCAAAAGUUACAUAAACAUCACUAACAUGGUCUUAUCUGAGAGGUUAUUGCUGUGCAUACCUGUUCUCUAAGAAAGUUAACUUGGAUCAAAAACAACAAAGAAAAAAGAGUUUCAUAAGCUCUAUGCUUAAUUCUCGAGAUAUUCCCUUAAAAUUUAAAAGUUUGCCUUAAGGUAAGACAGAAAUAAGAAAGUGUUUGAGAGACUUUUUUUCUGUACUUGCAUAUCUGCUUUGUUCCUGUUUAGUACAUGGGGGACUGAAAAUGGAACAAAGUGUAUUCAUUUUGUUCAGACUAUUUUCAGAGAACAGUAUUACUUUGGGAGUGUUGCUAGAGGAAAGGCCAGGUACUGGAGAUUAUCUCCUCAAAAGAAAAGCAUAACUUUUAAAAGUACAUUCUUGUUCCUGUCUGGCCUUUCCUACUUAGGCAAUAGUAAUAAAUGCAGUUACUCAUUUUGCAUAUUUCCAUGUUUCCUCAGUGUCAUGUGUAACUGUCAGUGUUCCACAGCUGCUGCCUUCAGAAUGUCUCAGGUGCCCCACAUAGCUUUGAUUUCUGU
This is a messenger RNA of Ficedula albicollis (Collared flycatcher), 2818 nucleotides long. It is a transcript of the gene CDC7, whose product is annotated as cell division cycle 7. Gene Ontology annotation, cellular component: nucleus. Gene Ontology annotation, molecular function: protein serine/threonine kinase activity; ATP binding. Gene Ontology annotation, biological process: protein phosphorylation; mitotic DNA damage checkpoint signaling. NCBI's taxonomy places the organism in Eukaryota, Metazoa, Chordata, Aves, Passeriformes, Muscicapidae. The transcript has 12 exons. The record is from RefSeq and is a predicted model, not a curated record. Bases 429 to 2081 code for a protein of 550 amino acids.